AUGGGGAAGCCCGUCGAUGUGGAGCUCGGCGGUGGCGCGGGAGGCCUCGAGAUCGCCGGCGGCGGAGGCGGAGGCGGAGGCCCAUGGGGCGGGCGAGUCUUCGGCGCGAUCGGGCGGGCGGUUUCGUUCCGGUGCGUCUUCGUGCUCGUGCUCGCGGCGGGGGUGCUCGUCCCGGCCCUAUUCCUGCUCGUGCCCUCGCGCCAGGAGCUGGGGUACCUCUCGGACGACCACGACGUGCUCUCUGCUGAAAUCAAAGUUGGUUUCACUUUGGAAAAGCCAGUGUCAUUCCUUACUUCUCACAUAGACAAACUAGGGAAUGACAUAUUUGAAGAGAUUGGUGUACCUAAUAGCAAGGUUUCCAUUGUUUCAAUGCACCAUUUAACUUCUAAAUACUCCACACAUGUUGUUUUUGGUGUUCUUCCUUAUCCAAAAGAUGCUUCAAUAAGUUUGCCGGCUCUAAGUGUGCUGAGAUCAUCCUUAAUAGAGAUGAUGCUCCAGCAGGUGAACCUGUCCUUGACACCAUCACUUUUUGGGCAUCCAUCUUCUUUCGAGCUGUUGAGAUUCCCUGGAGGAAUUACAGUCAUUCCUGCACAGUCUGGUUUUACAUGGGCGAACACAGACCCCCUAUUCAACUUUGUGUUGAACAGCUCCAUUUAUCAGAUUUUGGGUAAUCUUACAGAGCUCAAGGAUCAGCUGAAACUUGGAUUAAAUUUAAGGUCAUACGAGAAAAUAUAUUUGCAGUUCAGGAAUGAGAUUGGUUCUUCAGUUGAAGCUCCAGCAACUAUUGUGGCAUCGGUAUUAGAUGGAAGCAGUAAUCUUUUACCAGAUAGAUUGAGACAACUAGCUCAGUUAAUCAGAGAACCUGAUGCGAGGAAUCUUGGGCUUAAUCACUCUGUAUUUGGUAAAGUAAAGGGUGUUCAGCUGUCAUCGUACUUACAACACAAAAUCUCUGAUUUAUCUCCUAGCCCAUCUCCGGCUCCGGCUCCAUCGCCUUCACAAUCACUUUCUCCAAGCAUGCCACCAUUGUUGUCACCAUUUGGGAGCAUCCCUUACCCUGCACCUCGUCCAGCUUUAGCUCCUUCAUGGCGCAGACACCCGUGCUUUCCAUGUUUUAGGUGUAUUAAUCCCUCUCAUGCUGGUAGUUCAAUGCUAAAACCUCCUUGCAUUGUUAGAGACCCCAGGCUACCUCCAUUAAUGCCUUCCCCGCCAAAAUACCUUCAUCCAGCAGAUCCACCGCCUGCUCACAUAGAUCCUCCUCGCCCCUUACCUAAUUCCAAUCAUUUUCCAAAGGCAUGUCUCAACAUUCGAUGCCUCCAAGGAAAAAACGGAAUAGCAGAACAUCGAAGUCCUCUUCAAUUGCGCCAUCGCCAUAUGGUCUCCUUCACACUUGAAGUUAUGCUUGAUUGGAUACCUGGGUUGCUUCGACUGUUGGUCAUGCGUCAUCAGGAAAAUCUGGCCAGAAGACAAGGUCACAAUUUUGCUUCAAGCAUAACCAUGAAUCGCAAUCAUGGGCUAUGA
Molecule: messenger RNA, 1518 nt
Organism: Miscanthus lutarioriparius
Lineage: Eukaryota; Viridiplantae; Streptophyta; Magnoliopsida; Poales; Poaceae
Source: the annotation of a GenBank genome assembly